CCGCUCUAGCCACGAAAAUCACCAGCGAGAUGCUUCAGUAAACUUUAUUAACAAGAAUAACAGAGACACAUGCCGCUGGCUCAGACUCCCGGCAGCCAUGACACAGGCCGAGUUGCAGCUCAUCUCCCUUCUCCUGCAGGAACACUUCGGGGAGAUCGUCUCCCGCGUGGGAACCUUCCUGAUCCAUACCGGCUGCCAACCGCUGAGAGUCAUCGCUAAGGAUACCGACACCCCCCUGGAUCAGGUGAAGAAAGCGCUGUGUGUCCUCAUCCAGCACAAUCUGGUGACCUAUCAGAUGCACAAGCGUGGAUUUGUGGAGUACGCGGCGCAGUGUGAGUCCUGCCUGCGCAUGCUGCGCUCUCCUCGCUAUAUAUACACGGCGAAGACUUUGUACGGUGACACCGGAGAGCUGAUCGUGGAGGAGCUGCUGCUGAACGGCAAGAUGACCCUCACCGCCGUGGUGAAGAAAGUCGCCGACCGCCUGACCGAGACUAUGGAGGGUAAAGAUAAAAAUGAUGGGAAGAGUAUGGAGUACAGCGACGUCUCGACCACCUUCACCCAGCUGGCAGACACACACUUUGUACAGCGCUGCCCGGUGGUCGAGGAGAAAGAAGGCACAGAAGGCCGCCGGCCGCCCAUCCCUUCCCUUGUGAUGAAUGAGAAGGAGAUGUUCUGCGUCCCCCGGGUCGUCCUGGUCGGUCGGGGGAAGCGGCGGAGAUCCUCCGAUGAGGACGAAGGUGCCAGCCAGAGCAAGAGACCGAAGAAAGAGCCGGACACCAGCCAGGAUGACGGGAUUUACUGGCAGAUAAACACCGAGCGCUUCCACCAGCACUUCCGGGACCAGGCGAUUAUCAGCGCCGUCUCCAAUAAGAUGGAUCAGACCAGCAGCGAGAUCGUGAGGACCAUGCUGAGGAUGAGCGAAGUGACCACCUCCUCCAACGCCGCUCACACCCAGCCGCUCUCCUCCAAUGAGAUCUUCAGAUCCUUCCCACAGGGGUACAAUAUCUCCAAGCAAGUUCUGGACCAGUACCUGACACUGCUGGCAGACGACCCGUUGGAGUUUGUUGGGAGGUCCGGGGACAGCGGAGGAGGGAUGUUCCUCAUCAAUCUACACAAAGCUGUAGCAACGCUGGCCACCGCCAACCUGGAGUCCAUUGUACAGGAAAGGUUCGGCUCGCGAUGUGCCCGGAUAUUCCGUCUCCUGCUGAGGAAGAGGCACCUGGAGCAGAAACAGGUGGAGGAUUUCGCCAUGAUCCCGGCCAAGGAAGCCAAGGACAUGCUGUACAAGAUGCUGUCCGUCAACCUCAUCAGCCUGCAGGAAAUCCCCAAAACCCCUGACCACGCCCCCUCCAGAACAUUCUACCUGUACACAGUGAAGCCGUUACCCACCGCGCGCAUGCUACUACACCGAUGCUACAAGACGGUCGCCAACCUGAUUGAGAGAAGACAGUCCGAGACCAAAGAAAACAAGCGCCUGCUGGAGAAGUCUCAGAGGAUCGAGGCGAUCAUCGCUUCCAUGCAGGCCACGGGGGCCGAGGAGGCCCAACUCCAGGAGAUCGAGGAGAUGAUCACAGCGCCCGAACGACAGCAGCUGGAGAGCCUCAAACGCAACGUCAACAAGUUGGACGCCAGUGAGAUUCAGGUGGAUGACACCAUCUUUAUACUGGAGUCUUAUAUUAACAGCACAAAGGCCAGACCCUGAGCGGGGGAGGAGUAGGAGGAGGAGCUUGUUCAUCACCCACCGUCUUCUGAAUAUAACGCUGUCCUAUCUGUUCCACAUUGGAAAUAAAAGUCUGUUUCACAAGC
Rana temporaria (common frog) is the source of this 1806-nucleotide messenger RNA. It is a transcript of the gene POLR3C, whose product is annotated as RNA polymerase III subunit C. The transcript has 15 exons. Gene Ontology annotation, molecular function: single-stranded DNA binding. Gene Ontology annotation, biological process: DNA-templated transcription. Bases 98 to 1702 code for a protein of 534 amino acids. Lineage: Eukaryota; Metazoa; Chordata; Amphibia; Anura; Ranidae. The record is from RefSeq and is a predicted model, not a curated record. Gene Ontology annotation, cellular component: RNA polymerase III complex.